Molecule: messenger RNA, 756 nt
Organism: Phytophthora sojae
Lineage: Eukaryota; Oomycota; Peronosporomycetes; Peronosporales; Peronosporaceae
Exons: 1
Biological process (GO): protein phosphorylation
Molecular function (GO): ATP binding; protein kinase activity
Source: RefSeq, a predicted model, not a curated record
AUGCGUGACUGGUUUCUACCAUGGUACGAGGUGCAAUUGAACAGUACGCAAUACUUCAAGAGAGGGGGGUUUGGAGAAGUCUACCACGGCGAAUGGAUGGGAUCUAAGGUAGUGCUCAAGAAAUUGCAUCCCGAAAAGUUUGAUGAAUCGACAUUCAUCCGAGAAGUGGAGAUCUGGUUCAAGUUGUCCCAUCCGAACGUGCUGAAGCUCUUUGGUGCUUGCCACGUCGGGCAGCAAUUCUUCGUGUCCGAGUGGGCGGGCCACGGCCAGUUGGACGCCUAUCUGAGGGAGCAUCGUAACCUCGUGUGGGAGAAGCUGCACGAGGUUGCGCUUGGGCUGCAGUAUCUUCACGCAAACAUGAUCAUCCACUGCGAUCUGAAGUGCAACAACAUACUGGUGGGUUUGGACGGCAAGGCAAAGGUGUCAGACUUUGGACUCAGCUCAAUCUCGCGCGACACAGAGGUAGACACGGCACAGCAGACAUUUGGGAACGUGAGGUGGGCAGCGCCUGAAGUGAUGGGAGGGGCGGCUCCCUCGCGUGAGUCCGAUAUCUACUCGUUCGGCAUGUGCAUCAUCGAGGCAAUCUCAGGCAGACUGCCGUAUUUUCACAUACGCGAUCUGGCAGAGAUACGCCCACGUGUACUAAGAGGAAGAUUUCACCAUCAGCCGGAAGAAUUCGAGAGCAAGGCCCACUGGGAGCUGGUGCUGAAGUGCUGCGAGUACGAUAGCUCCAAGCGUGCUUCGCUGCCAGAAAUU